Molecule: messenger RNA, 9464 nt
Organism: Rhincodon typus (whale shark)
Lineage: Eukaryota; Metazoa; Chordata; Chondrichthyes; Orectolobiformes; Rhincodontidae
Gene: zbtb26
Product: zinc finger and BTB domain containing 26
Exons: 2
Coding region: 380-1795 (471 amino acids)
Biological process (GO): regulation of transcription by RNA polymerase II
Cellular component (GO): nucleus
Molecular function (GO): DNA-binding transcription factor activity, RNA polymerase II-specific; RNA polymerase II cis-regulatory region sequence-specific DNA binding; protein binding
Source: RefSeq, a predicted model, not a curated record
UUUCUCUUUUAUUUCUGUUUGGGGCGCUCGCUAUCACAAUGCUAGAUCGGCGGGUUUUCUCCUCUCUCUCUCUCUCCCUUUGCUAGAACCGUCUCCAGCGCUCCGCCUAGACAGAGACAAAAACCCACACAAGAUAGGCACUCCAGCGAGGCCCGGAAACCGUUGUAAAGGUGGAGAGAGAGGGAGGGAAUAUAAAUAUGAAAUUGUUGAGGUGGAAGUUGGCGCUGGCGUGUGUUUUCUGGAGCAGCAGUGUUGCUGUUCUCUGUGCGUGUGUGUUACUCUUUGUUCAGGGUAAAUCUAGAGCAGGCUUGGCUUUGUUCCAUUACAGCACUAGGCCCAAAAAGGCUGCAGUCUGGCUCCAUUUACCAACACAUUACAAAUGAUGACUCCCCCAUUUGUAUUUCACAGAUUUGGAAACAUGGCUCCAACUUCUGAUGUGCUUCAUUUUAAGUUUUCAAGCUAUGGAGAUUCCAUGUUGCAGAAAAUGAAUUUGUUGAGGCAGCAAAAGCGAUUCUGUGAUGUCACAAUCCGAAUCAACAAUGUGGCCUUCCUCGGGCAUAAAAUAAUUUUUGCUGCAUGCUCUCCCUUUUUGAGAGACCAGUUUUUGUUAAAUGAUUCAAAAGAUGUCAGGAUUUCACUUCUCCAGAGUUCAGAAGUUGGAGCACAGAUACUUUUGUCCUGUUACACUGGUAUCCUAGAGUUUCCUGUUAAGGAAUUGGUAAAUUACUUAACUGCUGCAAGCUAUCUUCAGAUGGGCCACAUUGUAGAAAGGUGCACACAGGCCCUUUCUAAAUAUAUUGAGCCAAAGUUGUUGUCGGAAGAUCAUGCGCACAACAUAGGUGAAAGCAGCACUUCAUCUACAUUUCCUGAAACUUCAGAAAGACCACAAGAAAGCCCUCCACCUGAUUCUGAAAAACACAAAAUGGAAGAUCUUAUCGAAACAAGGGAUGUCUCUGAUUGUGAAACUGAUUCAGAGGACAGCAACAUUCGUAUUGUUAAAGUGGAAUCUCUGACCAGUGAUAUUCAAGAGAGUGAGAAUAGUGAUAGUUUGAGCCAUCUCUCAAAUAAUUUCAGCAAUAGUGUGGAAAGAGCUGUUGCAAAUUCUCCGGAAUCCCAGUACUCUCUCAUCAAUUCAACUGUUGAUUCAAGAAACAACAAAGUGGUGGAUAGUUGCAUAGAGAAUUUUGUAGGAGAUCCACCCAGAUUGUCAGAAGUUGUCAAUGGUACAAGCUUUAUGCUGGCAGCCAAUGAGUUUGAGUUGCAAGGUUUGAGUAGUUUUCCAAAUGAGGAAAUGGCUGCUGCAGGUGGGUUUUUAUUCAAGCGUAACAGGGGCACAAAACUGUUUGCAAACAAAACGAUGUACACUAAUCAUUUUAAAAUGCAAGACAAAUGGCUUCAGAAGCCCCACCAUUGUAAUACAUGUGGAAAAAUCUUUCAGCACCUUGAAAACUUCAUUAGUCACCUGAAAACACACAAACUUUUCCUGUGUCUGCGCUGCGGCAAGAUUUUCACACAGAAAAGCAAUCUGACGCGGCACAUCCGUGUACACACAGGAAUCAAACCUUACCAGUGCACAAUUUGUGGAAAGACGUUCACUCAAAAAUGUUCUUUGCAGGAUCACCUGAAUCUCCAUAGUGGUGACAGACCACACAAGUGUAACUACUGUGAUGUGGGCUUUGCACAUAAGCCUGCACUCAGGCGGCACCUCAAAGAACAGCACGGGAAAAAAUGUGUGGAUAAUGUCACUGAAGGAAGCAUUCAAGAAAUUACUCUGGAAGUAGACACUAUUGAAUGACUGCAGUGUUGCUGAAUUUGAUCUAAUAUCUUGUUAGAAGGCCAACUGAACUUCAUUGGCCAAGCAGUAAAUCUAAACUUUUUGGAAAGGGUGAUAGAAACAAUGCACCAAAUCAACAUUAUAGUGGUAUUUCAUUAGUGCGUUAGUAAAUAUGCAGAGCACUGCACUUGGAAGAAAUGUUCUGUAGAUUUCUAUUCAACUGAUGAAAGAGCAUUGUGAACUAACCAUUUUAAUUGUUGUUUGAUACUGUCUCUAAUUUAAAAGAUGCAGUUCUGUACUUUAAACUGUUAGAACUAACUGUGUUCCACAGGCCACUUAACAGGUGGCGUAUGUCCUGUUUCUUACAGAAGUAUGUUUUAAAAUAAGACACUAACUCUUUUUGCAUGUAGGCAAUAGAGUGUACCUGGUUAAUGAACUAUUUGUCCAGGACUAAUAUCUAAAUUAUAAAGCUUUGCCUUAUGAUUAUGUUAAAAAUGGAAACAGGAAUAGGCUGUUCAGUCCCUUGAGCCUUUUCCUCCAUUCAGUCAGAUCAUGGCUGAUUCGUACCUCAAUUCCAUUUUCAACUUUGUUCAAUUUCCUUAGAUACCCUGACCCAAUAGCAGUCUAUUGGUCUCGGUCUUAAAUUCCAAACGAUCCACUCUUCUGGUAAAUAGGAGCUCCAGAUUUUCACUGUUUUGUGGAAAAAAAAAGGUGCUUCCUAACUUCAGCCAUAAAUUGCUCAGCUGUAAUGUCAAGAUUGUUAUACCCGUCUAUACUUGAUUCCCUUGCCAAAGGAAAUGACUCUUUGAAUUUACCAUGUCUUAGAUCCCCUUAUUUUAAACACCCCAAGCGCAUUGCUUAAACUUUUUUUCAUUUUUUUUUCACUGAACUUUUCUUUGAAAUUAUGCUAUUGUUUUUAAAAUCUACUUCCAAAUGGUCAGGGCACUGCUCUUUCCAUUUGGUCCUGUCUUCCUGACUCUCGUCUGCAGCUUUGUACCUAUAGAACAUGCUAUUUGGGGAAACUAAGUGACGAUUAGUAGGCAAGAAUAUGUAGUUGUUUCUUUGGCAUAUAUCUACCAUUUAAAAGUUUUUUUUUUUCUAAGCGUAGUAAUUUCUUACAUUGGAACUUGAUCUUGCUAGAAUUGCUACACUAGUAAUUCUACAUCAGCAGUGACCCAGCAUAGACUGCAUUAUCUGGGUGUCUGAAAAUUCAAUUAGAAGAAUUUUGUGCUAAUGAUGUUAUCAUGGACAUUGGCUUAAACGAUUAAGCACAUUACUUCUUCUCGUUUUGUGUUUUAACAGUCAUAUGUUUAAUUUCUGACCAAAGCACUUAAAUUUUGUUCUGCUAUUCCUUUUUAAAGUUUCUAACAUCUGUGAAUAAUGGUCUAUUCCUUGAGGGCAUUACAGAACUGUACAAAACUGAUCUGAGGGACAGGGGGUAAUUAGAGGCAUUAUUGCAUGAUUUAUGUCUUAAUUGAAAGUUUGGAUUUUUGAUUUGUCCAAAUGUAAUAAAAUUAGACUAUUUUGGAAUUUGUCCCAUUUCCCUUUCCCCUCAGGCCUUAAAAGAAACAUAAAGCUUAAUUUUUUUUAAAAAGUGAAAUGCUGAUGCUGUUCCUGAAGCCAGCACUGGCUGUAAAAAUAGCAGAUAAGCUCUUAGUGAUGACAUCAUGGGAACUUAAUCUGCAUAUUUGAAGAGGACCUCACUGGCCUAGGGCAAUUUGCCAAAUGAGGAAGGGGAAUCUCUAAAUGUUCUGUUCUAUUUUCAAAUGCCUGAACCUGGUUUCUAUCAGAGGGGAACAGCUAGAAUUAAGCCCUUGGUCUUGGAAGAGAUGCUGAGAACUUUACCAUCUUCAUAGUGGAUCUGAAAGAAUAAUUUCUCACUAAUUUUCUCCCCUCUUGUCCUGCAGAGUUUACUCCAUUGAGGUACGGUUUUAUGGUUUUAACAAUUUUACCAGGCACCCUCUAAUAUUUGGCUAUUUUUGUAUGCCAUGGCAAUGAACCUAAAUUCAUAAGUGACUCCAGUCUUGUCUUGUAAUCUAUUGUUCACAUAGGAAUUGCUAGAUAGUGAUCAGUAGUGGAAGCUGUGACAUUUUCUUUUUGCCCCAUUGCAUCACCCUAGCAUAGAUGUGAGAGAAUUAUGAAUUUUCUACAUGCAUUGACUUGGUAGUUUAAAAAGAGAUUUCAUUGGCAAUUUCAUCACGUAGCAUAAAUGUUAGAUUCUGGCCUUGCUGCAUUUGAAGUCUGUCAGGAUUGGAACUAUGUAAGCCGCCAUUAAGCCCGGGUUUCUCAAUAGUACCUUUUUUUUAUUCUGAACUAAAAGAUAUGUCAUGCCACAUUAGCUCAUGCCAGUCAUAGUGUCUCGAUGCAUACUGACGUUGAAAUUUUCUAGACAAUACAAUGUUAGGGAUUUUUACUUCAUGCCCGUCAGACCUCCCACUCUAAGGUCUGAUCUGUCUUGAGUUGAAGUUUUAGAUUCCGAACCACUGUGCUGCUGUAUCUUUCAUGUGUGCUUAUGUCUACUUAAUAGAAUGAUUGAUUAACUAUUUCAAGGGUGCUUAGUAAGUAAGGUACUCCUAUUGGGAAUAAAUACUAAAAUGGAAAUCGUCAAAGCAAAAAAUUCAUCAUUCGACUGAAUCUACCUUGUUCUUAGUUGUAAGCAGUGAUGUUUGUUUUUUAAAUGUAGGUUUUGAAUGCUUGAGUUUGACAUUUGUGUGAAGAGGCUAGAAAAAUGUUGGUUGUUGUUUUCGGUAGAGAAUGUUAUGUUUAUGUAAUAGAGGUUUGAAAUUACGAAGGACUUUGAUAGAGUGCAAAGGAAAAAAUGGUUUUCACUGACGCCAGGGUCAGUUAACCAGUGGAUGCAGAUUUAAGGUAAAUGCUAAAGAACCCAGAGCAGAGUGAGCUGGGAAGAGGAAAUUAGAUUGUUUUUGUAGUAACUUGUUACACUCCAGAAUGUACUGUCUAAAAGGGUGAUAGCAGAUUCAAAAGUAACUUUCAAAGGGAGAGUUGAUUAAAUGUACACUUGAAAGGGAAACAUUUGCAAGGCUAUCUGUACAGAAGAGGGAAGUAAUUGGAUAUUUUUUCCCCAGAACAGCUCUUCUAUAUUAGGGAAAAAAACUUCCCUGAAAUGAAUGAAUAAUAUAUACAUUAUACAAAAGGUAUAGAAAUAGACCAUCAUUCCAAAUGAAAACAUAAAAAGUAGAGGCCAUCAAAACAUGAUGCUCACCAAGAAAUCAAAUAGAAUCCUUUAUUCAGUGAUGAUAAUGUAGAACCUGCUACUUAAUCAUUUGGAUGUGUUUUUAAAAGGAAGCAAGAGAGAAGAGGGUUGUACUGAUGCAGAGUAUAUGAAGAAUGAGAAAAGGCUCAGGAGGAGCAGCGUGAUGAUAUUGGGCUGAAUGGCUUGUGUACUGUAAUUUUUUUUUUGUGUGGCUUUUGAUUAACCAUACCCAGGAAAUGUAUCCAGUUGACUCUGAUAUUCAGGUAUAUACCAUAAAAUUUCAAAACACCUUAACAUAGCUACUUUGUAACAUUCGUUUUGCUAUUGCUCUUAUACUGUCCUGUUCACUUGAAAAUGAGAUACACAAAACACAUCCAGUUUUUUCAGUUGUUGAGUUCUUCAAUGAUCUUAGCACAGCUUUCAUAAAUCAAUGGUCUUAUUGCUAUUCCUCCUGAUAUGCUUGAAUGAUUUAAGCAGUCCUAAAAAUAAUUUGAGACCUAUAGUUUUCCAUAGUUUGCACUGUUUCUUCCCCCAAGGUAACUUACUUAAUCAGCCAAAACAGUGCAAAAUAUUAUAGAAUUUCAAGCAGAAAUUACUUCCAGUAUAAUUUUGGCUUUAUGCAAUCUUUCUUUUGUGCUAGUUUUGAAAAAAAAACACAUUAGAAGCUGGCCACACCCAGAAAACUGGCUAUGCUCUUGAUCACAAUACACACCACUGAGGUUCUGCUAAUUAUGUCUGUUUACAAGCCCAGUCUGGGGAUUUUAUAACCUUUUUAGGCAUGGGGAUGCUAAAUAACCAUGUUUUUAAAAGCUUUUGAAUAGAUUUUAAUUUAGUUAAACUGACUAUAUCAGCAUGGCUGUGUAUUUUGUCAUUUUCAGUUGCUUAAAAUGGGGCUACUCUCGAGUAGUAGACUUGGGUUAAUCACAAGAAAUAAGCACUUUUAACUAUUUUCAGACAAAUUAAUCAAACACAAUCACCACAAUAUUUAAAAGAAAAAGUAACUUUUUAAUGUUAUAAAGUGCUGUCCAAUUGCACUGGUUUAUGGCAAAAUUUUAUUUAGUAAUAUGCAAAUGAACUUGAACAGAAUGCAAGACAAGAAACAUUUGGCAAAGCUACCACAUUUCGUGUUAUAGUCAUCGAUAAUGGCCAAAACACACACUCCAGCCAUGGGUGCAUAAUUGUUGGGUUUUUAAAAUAAUCUUCCUUCUGCAGUUUUACACUUCUGGGCAGUCAUAAAGACUGAGAAUAGUUCACUAGGAAGUUGUCUACUAUUUCAGUUAGCAGUACUGGGCAGUAGAGAUGUUUAGCAAAACGGGAUAGGACUUGAUAUGUCUACAUUUUACACCAGUUCUUAUGUACCCAGUCUGAAAGCAAUUUAGCACUUCUUCACAGAAGGCAUCCAUUUAAUGUUUAGACUCAACAACACUACAUUUUUGAAGGAUCACUAAUAUUAACAUGAUGCACAGUUUCAGUCUUCAGUAUGGUACAUGCUACUGAUUUUCCCCUUUGGAUUUUUGGUAACUGUAGAGUUCCUGGCUUCUGUUAGUGUAAUCUUGAGGUGCCACUUGUAGGGAAGGGGUGGCAGAAGUUUGUCAAGUAUUUACAAAAUUGUCUUCCAUGUCUUCAAUUUAGAGCAGCUACAAAAACCUGAAAAGAUUCCUUUGAACACCCUUGUAGUUAUGGCAUGGAAAUUUGUAGAAUAGCACCCAUUCUAAAAGUGCAGUGCUUGGGAGAAAAUAGAAGUCUUGACGAUCAAAUGCAAAAUUAUUUUAUAUCAUUCCAAUAAUAAUGGACACUUUCCAUUUAAAAAAAGUUUAAAUGCUGAGAAGAGUUAUCUCUUUAAUUCCUAGCUUAUUAUGUUUGAAGGAGUUUUUUUUUUAGAAAGAAGUUAGUAUUGUAGAUGUGCAUCCGUUUCCUAAGAGUUUAAAUAUCUAUGUCAUCUAUAGGCUAAUGUACAGGAAGUACAAACUCCAUUAGCCACCACAGCCUGGAUAAGUGGCGUUGAUCAGAGAAAUUGGUACAUGAGGACUAAAUUUUAAUAUAGCAAUAUUCCAGGCAUGGGAGUAAAAGCAAAUCCAUGUUCAAUUAACAAAUUUGACAUAAAUUUCUUCUUGAGCAUUGAAAUUAUAAAGGAAAUUGGUGUUACCAUGCUGUGUUAGGAGGUGACAUCCAGGACAAGUUUUCUUAUCCAAAAAAAAAUGUGUGUAGAUAAUGAUGAUUCUGCUACUGUUGUAUUGCUAGCCAUGAUUAAUCAUUACUAGGCUUGUAUUUUGCAGAUUUGAUUCACACAACAGAAGUGGUUCAUCAACUCGAUUUUACCACAUACUUGAGUUGCAAACAAUAUGUAAUGAAUUAGCAUUUUGGGUCUUUGUCAAAGUGUUGCUUUUUGUUCAUGCAAGACCAUAUUCAAAGUUUCAAACUUAUAAAGGUGGCUGAUCAAUUUUUAUCAGCAGGUAAAUAGUACUGCUUUUAAUAAUCUGUCCAUGUCUUUCCAAUUCUAUAUGCAAUGUCACCAUUGUUAGUAUCCUUGGACACUAUAGGUCCUGAAAUUAGAUUUUUGGGUUACCUAGCACAUUAACAUAUACCUCAUCUGGAACAGUAUUUGUGAUUCUUAUAUAUGUACUUUCACAUUUGUAACUUUAGAAUGUUGCAACACCUUCUCAGCUGUGGAAUUUUUAAGUUCUCCAUGUAUGGAUAUGUGAGACUGCAGAUACAGUAGUGGAAUGAACCAAUUUUGUUAAUAGCCAUGGCCAGUUAAAAAGUUUGAUGUUUAUUAACUUGCAAAGCAUGUAAAAUAUAUUUUCAGAAAUUAAAUAUCAAAACAAGAAAUGGUCUGUGGACUAUCACCUAUUUUUGGAGAUCUCAAAAGCUUUAUUGAAUAUCAGAAUGCAUUGUAAACUUCUAUAUCGGAACGAUUUGCGUAUGUGUUCAGAUCAGUGAUUUUCUUCAUGUAAUAAGGUGAUAUUCCUCAGCUAGGUCACCAGGGAAGAAGUGUUGAAAAAGGGACAUCACUUUUCCCUCCCUGUUGUAUAGCUUGUACAGAUGGCAUUGCCAGAUAUCUGGGUACAUGGUAUAAGUAGACUUCCUCAAUCAUAGGAACAAAAAAUAGCUCCUAAACAAGGAUCAAAAUUAUAACACUGCAGCAAAGCCUGCUAUCAAUUCUAGAUAAAUCAGCACUAACUGCUGUUUUUAAAAAUUUUUGGAUGAGGGGUCAGGAAAACGUUGAAUCGGGUAGUUUCCAAUCUGGUAUGUAUUGAUAUUUUGCUUCUGACUAAAAAGAUGAUUUGAUUUAAUUCAAUUUAAAUUUGUUCUAACAAUUUGUACGUAAUUCAAAAAUCUUUGUCAAUACUUAAAGAUGUUGCCAAAGAAUAGAUGAGUUUUCAAAAAUACAGUUAGUGCAUUGUCAACUGUAUUUCAUCUCGCUUGGAUGUCCUUUGUCACACUCUGCAUUUUGACUGAAAUAGUGCCUAGUUUCAUAUCUCAUAAUUUGAUUUACUUGACACAAACUGUCUGUCUGUGUUAAUUUUGGUACACCUGGCGAUGUAUUUGUCGCUUGGCCUAAUUGUGUAAGGGUUAGUGAGAAAAUGUGAUUUUUAGUUCAAGUCCCAUGUCCUGCAGUCACCUAGACAGUUUUGAUAUUUUUAAAAUGCUACCUUCUGGACUGGGAUUUGCAGAUGUAUAAAGUUAAGAAUGCAGCAUAAUGUAAAGGUGUGUGACUUUAAUUGUGCUUUGUUGAUACAACCAUUAAUUCCAAGGUACUUGAAGUCAAUAAUUGUCUUUGCUGUCAUUCUUGAAAUAGAUUAGUAGUACACUUUUUAAAAAUGUCUAGGAGUCCUCUUACAGAAUUUUAUUGUUAUUUUUCAGUUGUAUCCUCAACCACGUUGCAAUUUUUUUGAGCUGGAUGUCUGCUGGAGUACAUCUGCUUUAUAGUUGAACUCUGAUUUGUUCCAGUGUCUGCUGAGAACAAUGAAAAACAUAAGUCCCUAAAGGACAUAAGUUACUUGCAACCUUUAUUUUUCAAAUCGUAAAAACAAAUGUUUUAUCAAAAGUACACCUAAAGUUAAGAGGCACAUUUAGUACUCAAGUGAAAAAGUAGUUUCCUUAUGGUACAGUGUAUACACAAAUGUUAAAAGAUUAUUUUUUUAUUUUUUGCAUAUGUUAUGUGAAUAAAUCAGUUAUAGCCUUUUCUAUUUGUUUUGUCCUAGCAGUUAAUUCUGAGAUGCACUGAUGAAAAAAAUAAACGUCCUCUUUUCUGUAAUACCUGAUUUACACAUUCCUGGUGGUAUAGUAUUACCACAAUGGCAGGAUUUUUUUUUAACAAUAGCAGUAUUCAGAUUUAUUCACUGGAAAACAAAUUCACUUAAAAAAAAAUAAACUGCUUUGUAAAUGAAGUAAUUGAGCCUUGCAUUUACUGUGUACAAGAAAGCAUCCUACCUACAUGCAACACCAAAUGAGCUAACAUAGCUGAAGCAAUCA